Oryzias latipes (Japanese medaka) is the source of this 3419-nucleotide messenger RNA. RefSeq names its product gap junction protein alpha 4 (gene gja4). The record is from RefSeq and is a predicted model, not a curated record. Gene Ontology annotation, molecular function: gap junction channel activity. Gene Ontology annotation, cellular component: connexin complex. Lineage: Eukaryota; Metazoa; Chordata; Actinopteri; Beloniformes; Adrianichthyidae. Gene Ontology annotation, biological process: cell-cell signaling.
AUUUUCCACCUCCUUCUCUUUCCCUAACGCCUGUAACUUUUAAACAGCCGGAGGCGAGCAGCAUUCCCAUGCAAUUAAAGUUUCUUUCCAACCAAAUUAGAGGCCUAAUGUCCGCGCAUGCAGAGCCACUCUGAGUUCAUCCGUCACGUUUCCUGGAGCAAGUUCCUGAGGGAGGGCCGGUUAGGAGCAGCCAUGGGAAAGUUCUCCCCACUUUUUCCGAUUACUCUGGAUCUUUUUAAGGAAAGCAGGCCGGCAAAGCUGCAGUGUGUCCGCAGCCGGGGAGAGGAGAGACUCUGAGGGAACCGGGUGAAGGAAAAAGCCGCUUCAAGGCUGAGAAAGGGAGCAGAGGAUGCCCAGAGCUGACUGGUCCUUUCUGGAGAGUCUGCUGGAGGAGGGCCAAGAGUACUCGACAGCUAUUGGUCGUGUGUGGCUCACCAUACUGUUCCUACUUCGCAUGUUGGUGCUGGGAACCGCUGCGGAGUCUGCAUGGGAUGACGAGCAAGAAGACUUUGUUUGCAACACCAAGCAGCCUGGAUGCACCUCUGUUUGCUAUGAUAAAGCCUUCCCCAUAUCCCACUUCCGCUACUUCGUCCUUCAGGUCAUCCUUGUCUCCACUCCCACAAUCUUCUACUUUGCAUAUGUGGCUAUAAAAGUGAAGGAAAAUGACCAAAAAAACAAGGGGAAGGAGGAAAAUCAGGCAGACAAAGGCCAUAGUGGGAGAAAGACGGUUAAAACGGUGGUAGAAUGCAAUGAUAACAGCAAGUCUGGAAAAGAUAAGAUGGAGGGGGAUGGCGAGAAAUGUCAAAAACCGAAGCCAAAGGCUUGUUCGGAGACUCCUAAACUAAAAGGCCGGCUUCUGGGAGCUUAUGCAUUCAGCAUCCUGCUAAAAAUCCUCCUGGAGGCGGGAUUCAUUGUUGGACUUUGGUUUCUUUACGAUGGCUUUUUCAUUGCGCCAAAGUUUGUGUGCACACGCUCACCGUGUCCCCAUACGGUGGAUUGUUUCGUCUCUCGCCCAACAGAGAAGACGAUCUUCACCUUCUACACUCAGCUGAUCGCCGCCAUAUCCCUGCUCCUCAACCUCAUAGAGCUUCUGCACCUGCUGGUGCUGGCCAUUUCGCAUCGGCUGGAGAAACGCUGCCGUGCCCAACACCAGGACUUCCUACCUCGAUUUGAGCAGGUACCAUCCAGACUGAGGACUGCUGGACUCCCAGUGGGGGCGUCACAGGCCAACAGCACAGGAAGUCAUAUCAGCCUCCCCAUACAGGGGGAGGGGGAGGUACAAAGUGACCCUUGUGGAAGUUGCACUGACAUGACAGUGGAAAUGAACUGGGAGCCGGCGGAGGCUGGAAGCGACCUGCUCCCCAGCUAUGCUAACUGCAUCAAGCCUAUGAGGAAACCGCGUCAAUACAGAUGUCAUUAUAAGAAACAUUCUCCGCGAAACGGGCAAAACCAAAAAAGUGCAAAUAGGAGCCCCUCAGAACAGAAACAUUAUGUCUGAGAAAAUGUGUUUCAUGCAAACAAAGCCUUUGUUGUAUCUGAAUUUUAGCACUUUUGUUUCUGUUUUAAAUGUUGCACUGUGAACUCAAAGCCUCAAAGGUGUUUAUGGAAAAGUCCUCUAUUCAAGCUAAAAGAAAAUGAGCAUUUAAAAAAAAAACAGGGACGUAUUUGGAUUAAGUUGCCUUUUUUUUGUUCACAUAAUGCUCAGGGGAGAUUUCUACUGUUUAAGUGUUUCUGCAAGAAAAUUCAAGCUCAGAGUUUUUUUGUGUGACCACAGAGUUUUGUGAACCCUCCCUUCCUUCCCGAUGGCUCUGUCCUCACCAGGGAAUGUGCUGCUCUCUGAUCAUGCUCAGCUCCCGGGAGGAUAAUUGCUGCAUGGAUGCAGGCACGCAUGCAUGGACACACACAAUAUCUGUCUUUCCUUUACACCCAGAAAGUUCAGGUCAGUUAAACUGAAAAUGUGGGGGGAAAAAAACCCAGUGUGGGAUUUGUGACCUAAAUAUUUCAGCUAUGAGUGGAGCAUAAGGGAAAGAGACUCACUAAACAACACUAUGGAAACGUCCAGGUUUGAAACCAGAAUCUUAUAGAUAAACCAUUGACUGUAUAUGAGAACUGGAUUGAGUGACUCCUCCCCCUGGCUUUUUAAACAGGAGGUAAAGUAGCUGAUGGCUCAAAGACGCCAAAAUCCCAUAGACUUCUAUAGAGACACAAACAGCUGUCACUCAGUCAUUCUGUUGUCCAGUAUAAUCAUUCUUGAUCUGAUAACUUUUUUCAAAAUGUUCUUGAUGAUCCUCAUUUUAUCCACAUUUUUUCUGAAAGUGAAAGUUAUUCAAGCUAUGAACUGGCCAAUCAGAUGUCUCAAUAAAAGCAGGCGAUUUAAAGUUGAACAUUCCAAAUGUCUGAUUGACAGAUUCUCCAGAGCCCACUUUCAAAUGAUAGGGGUGUGGACUUCCAACAAGCUCACUUCUGAUUGCAUAAAGUGGUGGGAGGGACCUGGCUCCAGACAAGAUGGCGUCUGACAUCAUUGGCUAAAGCGGAAAUGACACAACUUACCCUAACUCUAACCCAAAAGUGUUCAGAAUGCUAAAAACAAAAAAAAAAGAUAAACAUUAAAGCUUAAAACAGUAAGAAACAGUAGCUGUUAGGGUCGCAAGUUAAAAUAGAGGUUUUUUAAGCGAUCUGGGGGGGCUUUCAGUUCCAGUGGAGGACCUCCGGUUCUGUCCAUUGAUGUCUGCAGCCAGGUCCUUUUGACAAUGGUUGUCAUCGAAAUGAUGAUUCAGAUUGACCAGGACCAAUCACUGCUUACCGUAAUGUCCGGCCCCAACAUGGCGGUGUCCUUAUCACAAAAAAAUAAGCAAGUGAUUUUCUACGGUUGACAUCACACUCUCUCCAUUCAGUUCUCAGACACAGUCAAUGGGAUAAACAGAGAACUUGUUGCUACUAUUGAUUGCACAUUAAGUGGACUGAAAGCGGUACAGAAAUGUGCAUUGUGAAAGAAAAGAAACUGCAUUUGUUAACUGUUCAGAAACUUUUAGUAUUUAUUAAAGAGAAAAAUGAAGUUUAUAUGGUUUAUGACAGAUUGUCAUAUGACAUAAUCUACUCCUUUGUUUGCUCUAUUUUCCUCAUUUUUGUUGAAGGAAAGUGAUUUUCUGUGCUUCAGUUCCAACUAUCAACAUAUUGUUAGAAUAUAAACAAAGCCAAACCAAUGUGAGAAACGAAUAUACAGUAUAUUUGGAUGUCUUCAGGUCAUAAAUGAAGGGAAAAUGUUUACAAUGUUUUGGUUAAACUUAAGAUACUUGUGUAAAAUUCAGACAAGUUGGUGCAGUAUUUCAUAUUUUGUUUGGUGUGCUCUGACUUUUACCAUAUGGAGAAGCUGAUAAAACCCAGACCUUUCCUCUGACAAAGGUUUUCCUCCUGAACAA